This is a messenger RNA of Penicillium subrubescens, 1008 nucleotides long. RefSeq lists its product as uncharacterized. The coding region runs from base 1 to 1008 and encodes 335 amino acids. The record is from RefSeq and is a predicted model, not a curated record. NCBI's taxonomy places the organism in Eukaryota, Fungi, Ascomycota, Eurotiomycetes, Eurotiales, Aspergillaceae. The transcript is spliced from 4 exons.
AUGACAGGCCACCAGGCGAAACUAGAGACCAGCAGCGGUCUCUCAUCUCUGGUCAUUAAGAGGUCACUGCGGGAUUCGCUUCGUCUCCGCGGUGAUGCCCUUAAGACGUUGAAUAAUAUCAUGCAAGAUCCCCUUAGAGCAGCCGCUGGGUCUACGACGCUGGUCGUUGCUUCGCUUGUCGCGAUCGAGGCCGUCGAUGGAAACAUCGAGGCUAGUGACGUGCAUAUGAAGGGACUCAAGAGGCUUAUCCAGUUGAUGGGCGGAUUAGAUACUAUAGAGCAUAUGACUCUAUCCAAAGUUUACCAGAGCGACAUCAAAAGCGCUGCUAUUAACAAUACCCGCCCAUCCUUCCCAAUUUCCGCUCGCUGGCGCAGCGAAAUCAUCCAAGGCUUCCGACUCCACCUAAUGCCGGACGAGCUUGACACACCUAAAGAUCUUCCUUCCCUCGGCAUUGUCAUCUUCACUUCCUGCUGGUACACGAAGUUUGAUCGUAAUAUGAAAGCCUUGUUCCAGGUUAUGCGGCGCCUGGUGAUUUACUACGAAAAUGCACAGCGCAAUACGUCUUCUGUAAUGCCCACAGAUAACGAUCUUUUCAUUGUUGCUGAGCAGCAAAUUCUCUGCGUGCGCUACACAACAACAGAUCCAACGGAUAUAAAUGAACCACUCCGCCUCACCUUACUCAUUUACCUAAACCUGCGAAUGUGGCGCGUCCAGUAUUUCCCGUUCAUGGAACAUGUCGUCGAAAAUCUCCGACAGAGCCUUGAUGUUCCAUACUCACAUCUCCAGUCUGAAACACCCGAGCUGCUAUUCUGGAUUCUUGUUCUUGCUAGUCUUGCGUCGCAGGGGUUCAAGUGCCAUGGGUGGUACCUUAACAGGCUGAUUGAGAUGACGGAGCAGUUGGGGUUGUGCGAGUGGGAAGAGGCGAGGGCGGUUUUGGGCACUUUCUUCUACACCGACCAGGCUAGCCAGAAGAUGGUUGAGAAGGAUCUUUGGAAUGAGGUGCUUUGA